UGAAUGCCGGCCAUUCUCAACAUGAUGAUGAAGCCAGUCUUUCCACUUAAAAGUCAGAAGAGUGGAGUGUGACUUUGAGCAUAGCAUUAAUGGAAGAUUGGCUUGGAUGCUUCAAACCAUUAUUAAAAACUACUGGGUCCCCUUGAAGCCCUACUAUACCCAGGUUUACCAAGAGAUUUGGGUAGGAAUGGGGUUAAUGAGCUUCAUUGUUUAUAAAAUCAGGAGUGCUGAUAAAAGAAGUAAAGCUUUGAAAGGUUCAAGUCCUGCACCUGCUCAUGGUCAUCAUUAGCCAGCUUGCUUGAGUACAGAAUCGUCAGCCUGUAAAUCUAAGCAGGCUUUGUUAAAUGGGAACACGGAAUGUCGCCAUACCCUUAUAUAAGAACCACGUUCUACGUGGCAUGAAUAAAUGAUCUGUGAGAUGCACCACUAC
Molecule: messenger RNA, 430 nt
Organism: Marmota flaviventris (yellow-bellied marmot)
Lineage: Eukaryota; Metazoa; Chordata; Mammalia; Rodentia; Sciuridae
Source: RefSeq, a predicted model, not a curated record